Molecule: messenger RNA, 468 nt
Organism: Thamnophis sirtalis
Lineage: Eukaryota; Metazoa; Chordata; Lepidosauria; Squamata; Natricidae
Source: RefSeq, a predicted model, not a curated record
AUGGAGAUUAAGGACAAAGGAGAAACAGAAUACUAUUUAAUUUGGGAUAUACGUUACCUGGUGGGAGACGAGCUGUGGGUUGUCAUGGAGUAUCUGGCCGGCGGUUCCUUGACAGACGUGGUAACGGAGACCUGCAUGGAUGAAGGGCAGAUCGCAGCCGUGUGCCGUGAGUGCCUUCAAGCGUUGGAGUUCCUUCACUGCAACCAGGUGAUCCAUCGUGACAUCAAAAGUGACAACAUCUUACUUGGAAUGGACGGCUCUGUCAAGCUAACCGAUUUUGGCUUUUGCGCCCAAAUCACGCCGGAGCAGAGCAAGCGCAGCACCAUGGUGGGGACGCCAUAUUGGAUGGCCCCCGAAGUGGUCACCCGGAAAGCCUACGGCCCCAAGGUGGACAUUUGGUCUCUGGGCAUCAUGGCCAUUGAGAUGAUCGAGGGGGAGCCCCCGUACCUCAACGAGAACCCCCUGCGG